This is a messenger RNA of Gastrolobium bilobum, 1213 nucleotides long. RefSeq names its product protein ORANGE, chloroplastic-like. The transcript has 8 exons. NCBI's taxonomy places the organism in Eukaryota, Viridiplantae, Streptophyta, Magnoliopsida, Fabales, Fabaceae. The record is from RefSeq and is a predicted model, not a curated record. Bases 106 to 1038 code for a protein of 310 amino acids.
GCAAAUCCAUUAGUACCCUCCAAACGACAACCUUAAUUUAAUUAAAUUAGAUCCAUUUUAUUGUUUCAAAGUUUCAAUUGAAGUUAGUCGUAUGAGUUUGGGAGGAUGCUGUGUUUGGGUCGAGUUGCUGCGAUCUCAUACUCAAUAAAUUCGUUUAAAUUGUGCGAUUCUCGUUGCAGGGGCAACAGAUUCAUCCAUGUAAACACCCCAAGAUGGCGAUUGAUGGCUUUAGAAUCCGACUCUUCUUUUGCUGCACCCUCUCUCGAUUCUGAUGCUACCGACAAAAACGCUUCUGCUGGAUUCUGCAUCAUAGAAGGGCCAGAAACAGUGCAAGAUUUUGCCAAGAUGGAACUUCAAGAAAUUCAGGAUAACAUUCGAAGUCGGAGGAACAAAAUUUUUUUACAUAUGGAAGAGGUUCGUAGGCUUAGGAUACAGCAAAGGAUUAAAAAUGCUGAAAUUGGAUUUUCAAAAGAAGAGCAAGAUAAUGAGCUUCCUAACUUCCCAUCAUUCAUUCCAUUCUUGCCUCCUUUGAGUUCAGCAAACCUCAAGCAAUAUUAUGCAACCUGUUUUUCUCUUAUCGCCGGGAUAAUUCUUUUUGGUGGUCUCCUUGCACCCAGUUUGGAGCUUAAACUUGGAAUAGGGGGUACAUCUUAUGCAGAUUUUAUUCAAAAUGUCCAUCUGCCUAUGCAGUUGAGUCAGGUUGAUCCCAUAGUGGCAUCAUUCUCUGGAGGAGCAGUUGGAGUAAUCUCAGCAUUAAUGGUUGUUGAGAUAAACAAUGUAAAACUGCAGGAGCAGAAAAGGUGCAAAUAUUGUCUUGGUACUGGAUAUCUUGCAUGUGCUCGCUGUUCAAGCACAGGAGCACUAGUUCUGAUUGAACCAGUAUCCACAGUCAAUGGUGGUGAUCGGCCUCUCUCACCACCAAAAACUGAGAGAUGUUCAAAUUGCUCUGGAUCUGGCAAGGUUAUGUGUCCAACAUGUCUUUGCACUGGAAUGGCCAUGGCAAGCGAACAUGAUCCACGAAUUGAUCCUUUUGAUUAGAGAUUUAAUAUAGAUAGUUAUCCAAAGCAGGCAAUUGGAAAUGUAUAAUUUGUGCGGUACAUGUUUACGUGGUGGAAUAAUGGAAUUUUUGUAAAUAUGUAUAAAUACGUAAUAUGAAAAAGAAAGCGCUUAAGAAUAUGAAGACAGUUUCCCUUUAUUUUUGAGAAUUGAAAAU